This is a messenger RNA of Aaosphaeria arxii CBS 175.79, 2100 nucleotides long. RefSeq names its product MFS transporter. The record is from RefSeq and is a predicted model, not a curated record. Gene Ontology annotation, molecular function: transmembrane transporter activity. Gene Ontology annotation, biological process: transmembrane transport. The transcript has 2 exons. The coding region runs from base 130 to 1947 and encodes 605 amino acids. NCBI's taxonomy places the organism in Eukaryota, Fungi, Ascomycota, Dothideomycetes, Pleosporales.
UUCUCCAUCGAGCAGCUAUAUGAACCCUUGCCAACGCCUGCAUUUUUUAAUCUUAUCAAUCUACUCCUCACUGAUCUUUGCCCUUGUCGUUCAGUUGUACAGCUUUGUCUGGUGCUAACGGCAUAAACAAUGGGUUUCUCUAUCACGAACCUGACCUCGGGCUUGUCCCGCGGCGAGAAAGGUCCUACCACAACCGACAACGAGAGGAUUGGUCCCAACGAUGAGGAAACCAACUCCAGGGACUAUGAGAAGCGGGCGGCCGAUGAGGCUCGUGGACCUAACUCUUCGGAGGAGGAGUUGAACAAGAUCGAUACUACGGAGGAGCGCGGUACGCAAGCUAUGCAAGCCAUGGUCCACGUUUGGACGAAGAAGCAAUUGAUCCUUUGCUACAUCUUUGUUUGGCUCAUCAAUUUCGUGUUCGCUUUCGGUGGUGGUAUCUUUGGCACCUUGACGCCCUACAUCACCAGUUCCUUCGGACAACACUCUCUGACUGCUUUGACCGAUGUUAUCGCCGGUUUGAUCGCUGGUAUCUUCAAGCUACCGUUCGCCAAGAUCAUGACUAUCUGGGGCCGACCUUUUGCUAUGGUCCUCGCCGUCACGCUCGCUACCCUUGGUGUAAUCAUGAUGGCCGGAACCAACAACGUCAAGACCUACUGCGCUGCCAAGGUCUUCUGGUACGUCGGUUAUAAUUGUGUUGACUUCACCGUUGUCGUCUUCACUGCCGAUACCUCGAAGCUCAAGAAUCGAGCCUUGAUCAUUGGUUACUUGUCCUCCCCCUACUUGAUCACAACCUACACUCAAGGAUAUGCUGUUACCGACAUCCUCGAUGGAAUCGGUACCCGCUGGGGCUUUGGAAUCUUCGCCAUCUUUAUCCCUCUUACCUGCAUCCCCUUCAUCACCAUGUUGUACUACAACGAGAUCAAGGCUCGCAAGCAAGGUCUCAUUCAACCCGUUCCUAGCCGUGGAAACGUGUCCCAGACUAUCGUCUACUAUCUCAAGGAAUUCGACGUUGUCGGUCUGCUUAUCCUUGCCACCGGUCUCGCGAUUUUCCUAUUGGCAUUCAACAUCUACUCCCUGCAGGCUAAACAGUGGGAGUCUCCAAUGAUCAUCUGCUUCAUCGUUUUCGGAGUCCUCCUCAUUGCCACCUUCGUAGUUUGGGAGAAGUGGUUUGCUCCGGUCAACUUCAUUCCCUGGCCUCUCCUCAAGAACCGAACCGUCAUCUUCACCUACAGCAUGGCUUUCUUCACUUACUUGGCAUUCUACGUGUGGGACAGUUAUUUCUACUCCCUUCUGAUUGUCCUGUUCAACCAGUCAAUCGUGCACGCAACUUACAUCAACAGCAUUUGGAGCAUGGGCAGCUGCUUCACCUGCCUCGUCUACGGUGUCUUUGUUCGUUACGUCUAUGGUCGCCUCAAGGUCAUCUCCGCCGUCUGGGCUGCACCACUCACCCUGCUUGGUUGCGGUCUUAUGAUUCACUUCCGUGAGCCCAACCAGGGUGUCGGCUACGUCGUCAUGUGCUACAUUCUCUUCUCCUUCGGUGCCGCCGUCAACGUUACCAACCAACAGGCCACUCUCAUGGCCGUCUCCAAGCAGGGAGACUUCCCAGCUCUCCUUGCCGGCGAAUCCAUGGUUAUCGCCAUCGGAGGUGCCAUUGGCUCCACCAUUGCCGGUGCCAUGUGGACUGGUAUCUUCCCCAAGAAGCUUCUGGCCAACCUUCCCGCCAGUGCUCUAGAUAACUUCGCAAACAUCUACGGAGAUAUUGAUGUGCAAUCUGGCUACCCCUGGGGAAGCCCCGAGCGCGAGGCUAUCAACUUGAGCUACUCUCAAACCCAAAAGCUCAUGCUUUCCGGCGCUAUGGCCGCUUACGCCUGCGCCUGGUUCAGCAUCUUCUUCUGGCAGGACAUUGACAUCAGGAAGAUGAAGCAGAGGACUCUUGGUCUCUUGUAAGAGACCUCACUUUUCCGACAUUCAUCAUGAAGGAACAUAAUAGGUGGUAUGCCGUCGCAGUCUGGGGCUGUGGCCGGCUUGAUUACAUUCGUUUUGGCUGUAUUUUGAAUACCUCAUAUCAACUUUUACUGUAAUGGCAUGGGGAUGUAGAUC